Messenger RNA from Dunckerocampus dactyliophorus (ringed pipefish), 2933 nucleotides. RefSeq lists its product as uncharacterized. Gene Ontology annotation, cellular component: plasma membrane; intracellular membrane-bounded organelle. The coding region runs from base 736 to 2175 and encodes 479 amino acids. The record is from RefSeq and is a predicted model, not a curated record. Gene Ontology annotation, molecular function: phosphatidylinositol bisphosphate binding; GTPase activator activity. The transcript has 12 exons. NCBI's taxonomy places the organism in Eukaryota, Metazoa, Chordata, Actinopteri, Syngnathiformes, Syngnathidae. Gene Ontology annotation, biological process: positive regulation of GTPase activity.
UAAUCAAGCUGUUUUUAUUUACUUUGUUAGUCUAUCAUAUUUAUGUUAAUCGAUCAUACUUAUGUUUUUUUCUACAUCUCUUACAACAUCAUUUGCAAAAAACAUGCAAACUAGCCAGCGACGUCAUCUAUGGCCUUCCAGGACAGCCAAUAGAUACAGUCAAACCUGUCUUAGCGGCCACCUGUAUAUAACGGCCACCUGCUUAUAGCGGCCGCUGAAAAAUCCCCCGCAGGAAAUUUGCGUGUUAUAGACCCUGUGUACAGCGGUCACCUGUCUACCGCGGCCACCGGCCACCCAUUUUGUAUCCCUUGGUCAAUAGCUGACGGCAUAUAGCGGCCAAAAUGCUGACUCAAGCAGAAGCUUCAUGCACGAAAAAGUUUAGUUUUUUUAAGCAUUUAAGCUGUCGUGUGUAGACUUUAAUUACUGAGUACUAACUCAGUCACAAUCAUUCACAAGAUCCACACAAACUGUCACUUGUUCCACAUAAAAAAAAGCUGUCUUCUUUUGAGCUUGUUGCAGACAGUGACACCGUUUAUUUCCUGGUGUGAGACAAUGUGUCACAGUUUGCACUCUGUCUGUGCCCUCUGCACUUCCCUGUCUUCUCCUGGGUGUGUCCUCUGUUGCAGGAGCCCUGUCACCGGCGGGAAGCGGGACUACUGGGCGCACCUGCCCCUGAUGAUCUCCGGCCUCAUUUAAGAUGAGGGAUUGCACCUGGGAGAUGCUGGAUUAUUCUCUAUGGUUUGUGUCACACCUACGGCCUGGUUCACUUUGACUUUUCUUCCAUUACACCCUUGUUGCAGUAAGUGGAACUCUCCUGAGGACCAAUCUGUUCCCGGCGUCUCCCAGAGUGUGCGCCCAGUGCUCUCGGCUCUCCAGCAAGAAACCCCAGGCCUCCUCCAAUAUGGACGCCCUCACUAUGAGGACUUUGUGAUCCUGUGGUCCAGUCGAAGACGUACUUCCGGCGGGGGAAGAGAAAUCACUUGGGAGACCACCCCCCACCAUCUUUCUCUGUGUCUGCUAACAAGAAGACUUCAUCUGUCCAUCAUGUCUCUGAAUGAGCGGGCCACACGGGCCUUGAGGGAGAUCCUGCAGAGACCAGGAAACGACACCUGUGCUGACUGUGGCGCGCCAGAUCCAGACUGGGGCUCCACCUCGUUGGGCGUCUUCAUCUGUCUGGCCUGUUCCGGAAUCCACCGCAACAUCCCGGAGGUCAGCAAGGUGAAGUCGCUGUGUUUGUCCCACUGGGAAGACCACGAGGUGCAGUUCAUGGCAGAGAAUGGCAACGAGGUGAUGAAGAGCAAAUACGAGGCCGCUGUCCCCGUCUACUACUACAAACCUUCACAUAAAGACUGCCAGGUGUUAAAAGAGCAGUGGAUACGAGCAAAGUAUGAGCGGAAGGAAUUUACCGAUCCUGCGAAGAAGUGUACGUACGAGGAAGGGACUCGAGACGGUGCCUUGAUGAAGAGGGGAAGGGACAAUGGGCAGUUCCUCAGCAGGCGAUUUGUCCUGUCGGAGAGGGAGGGGACGCUGAAGUAUUUCACCAAAUAUGACGCCAAGGAACCCAAAGCGGUGAUCAAGGUAGACUCCAUCAACGCCACCUUCCAGCCCGAGAAGAUCGGACACCCCAACGGUCUGCAGAUCACGUACCUCAAAGACUACAGCACCCGUAACAUCUUCCUCUACCACGACAACGGCAAGGAGAUCGUGGACUGGUUCAACUCCAUCCGAGCGGUUCAGCUUCACUACAUGAAGGUGGCCUUCCCUGGAGCCACCGACGCGGAGCUUGUACCCAAACUCACACGCAACUUCCUGAAGGAGGGAUACAUGGAGAAGACCGGGCCCAGGCAAACAGAAGGUUUUAAGAAGCGUUGGUUUACUUUGGACCAGAGACGACUCAUGUACUACAAAGACCCUCUGGAUGCCUUCGCCAAAGGCGAGGUGUUUCUGGGCAGCAAAGACAACUACAGCGCCUCGGCCGGCCUUCCCGCCGGCACCUACUGCAACGGCGCCUGGCAGCACGGCAUCACCAUCGUGACGCCCGAGCGCUGCUUCCUGUUCACGUGCGAGACGGAGGCCGAGCAGCAGGACUGGCUCAAGUACUUCAACGACGUCAUAAGCGCUCAGAUGUCCCCCCAAGAGUACACCAUGGAGGCUUUGUUCAAGCACAGACACUGACUGACCAGAGGAGGCGCCCCACCCCUCGCCGUCUCAUCUCAGUCACCAAACAAGACCUCAGUGCAAAGUAUUCAAAAACAAGGACUUUAAAGUAAGAGUGCCGACAAGAGGGCCAUUUCAGUGAGGGCUUAUAUGACACAGACUUUGAUUCUUAUUAAUUUUAUUGACAUUUUUAAUUCCGUUGUGUCUCUGUAGAGUUAAUUAACGUGGACUUUUAAUUGGCCAGAGCAAACAUAAAGAGGGAGAAACAUUUGUCUUGUAUUCGGAGUUGGCAAGCAUUGCAGCACAUUCAACGGUGCAGCAGCGCCCUCCAGUGGCUCACUUCAGCCACGACCACGUCUCGCCCAAUGUCCUCAAACUAUGAAAUGUUUUAUUUCAUCCAUCCAUCAAUUUUCUAUGCCGCUUAUCCUCAUUAGGGUAGCGGGGCAUGCUGGAGCCUAUCCCAGCUGACUUUGGGCGACAGGCGGUGUACACCCUGGACUGGUGGCCAGCCAAUGGCAGGGCACAUAUACUAGACAAACAACCAUUCACACUCACAUUCAUAGAGUUGCCAAUUAUGUUUUAUUUCACUUAUUUUUCUUUUUUAUUGUUUCCACAGUUGUGUUAAUGUUUUCUAGGGAGACAUUCCUCUGUGCCGCCAUCCUAAGGUGACACUCCCAAACUAGUAAUCAAGUAGUUUGAUGUCUAUCUUACUGUUCUGUUUCAAUUAUGACAAAGUAAAAGUAAAAAUUGAAUAAUAAAAUGUUUGUGGGGGUUUA